Gossypium arboreum is the source of this 951-nucleotide messenger RNA. RefSeq names its product QWRF motif-containing protein 7. The transcript has 4 exons. Gene Ontology annotation, biological process: centrosome cycle; spindle assembly. The record is from RefSeq and is a predicted model, not a curated record. Gene Ontology annotation, cellular component: centrosome; nuclear microtubule; cytoplasm. Lineage: Eukaryota; Viridiplantae; Streptophyta; Magnoliopsida; Malvales; Malvaceae. Gene Ontology annotation, molecular function: microtubule binding. The coding region runs from base 1 to 951 and encodes 316 amino acids.
AUGGAAACGUCAUUGACGACGCGCCGCCAUCAGUCGGAGGCAAGGUCCGUAUCUCCACACCUACUGCGGAGUCGAAGUGGAACCUCAGCCCUAAACAGGGCACCGCCGGUGAUGAACUCGAUCCAAAGCUCGGCUCACAGGUCAAAGUCAACGACAAGGUCAUCAAGAACCCUAAGAAAUGGAGAGAACAUUAACCCUACCACCACCAACAUGCAAAAGAAGCCUAACCAUCAAGAGGGUAGAGAUGGGGUGGUUAGGUUCAUGCAGCAGCGUGGCAGUGGCGUUGCAAUUAAGGGAUCAAAAUCAGUGACGAGUUCUCCAUCAGCAUGGGCAUUGUCUCCGGGUAGGUCUUCGCCGUUGAUGGUAGGAAUGGAGCCACAAGGAUCUUGUGGGUCGACGACUGAGGUAAAGGCUAAGUACUCCAAAGGAGUAAGUGGGUUUUUAAAGUAUUUCAGGCAAAAGAAGGUGUCGCCUAUUCGAGAAGAAGAGUAUCAUCAGUUUCGAGUUUUUUAUAAUAGGAUGUUGCAGUGGAGGUUUGUGAAUGCUAGAGCUGAAGUUGCCAUGAACGCUGUGAAUACAGAUGCACAGGAUAAAUUGUUUGGUGUGUGGCUAAGAAUCCUAAAGAUAAGAAACUCUACUUUAGAAAAGAGAAUUCAACUUGAGAAGCUGAUACAUGAGAUCAAACUACAUCAAAUUGUAGGUCCACAGUUAUGUCUACUAAAUGAGUGGGCGAAAUUGGAGGCCAAAAAUUACGAAGCUGUUAGCCGGGUGAUUCGUAAACUCUCAGCAGUCCUAGUUAGAGUCCCUCUUAAACAAGAUGCCAAGGUAGAUGUGGAGUCUCUCAAUGAAGCUAUAAGUGCAGCCAUUGCAGCCAUGGAUGGCAUAGAAGCCACUAUUAUAAACAUCUUCUCACAGGUUGCCGGUGGAGAAAAUGCUGUAUAUGGUUACUGA